AUGACAACACUUCACAAGCGCAACCAAGAAAGAACUCACGAAGAAAAUCAAGAACGUGCCUACAUCGCAGCAAGCCAUCGAGGGUUUACAGAUAGAGCAUACUUUCGGGGGCAUAUAGUUGUUCUGACAUUCGGGCAAGAAAUCGUAAUUGAGGAUUUUUCCGCGUUGGUGGAUCGUAGCAUGGAGGCACGUAUCGAAUCAGCUCGUAAAGCGUCCGAAAUUCACAAAAAGCGCACGGGCAAAGCUUUACGCAUCACUCCAGAGGAUGUCAGGAACGAGGAGAUGUAUCAAGAAGUUGAUAAUGAAGAGCAUGAGAAAUUGGAGCAUUUUCAUCGAGAUGUAAUUGGUGAACCUCCCCGUCCUCAAGGUCGUGGUGCUCACCUCGCUUACGACCAACACAAAUAG
Messenger RNA from Acaulospora morrowiae, 405 nucleotides. The record is from the annotation of a GenBank genome assembly. Lineage: Eukaryota; Fungi; Glomeromycota; Glomeromycetes; Diversisporales; Acaulosporaceae.